Molecule: messenger RNA, 1523 nt
Organism: Owenia fusiformis
Lineage: Eukaryota; Metazoa; Annelida; Polychaeta; Sabellida; Oweniidae
Source: the annotation of a GenBank genome assembly
GAUAUCUUGAGCGAAGUGGGGAAAGACGUGAAGUAAAAGCAUUUUCAAUAGUUACAAGCUUUGCAACCUUGAUGUCACUGUAUAUAUAGCCGUAUUGUAGUGAUUAUUAUAAGUGUUUAGUAUGAUUGAAAAUAACCAUGAAAUGAAAAGUUGAAACAGAAAAUAGAAUCUAAUAUUUUGAGAGGGGAGAAGAAAUACUUGCAGGAUAAAAACAGGGAUGGUGAUGAAGUUAUCGAAGAGCCAGUUGGCAGGAGCACUGGCGACUCUCAAGAAGAAGACCCCACAGUCUCUUCCUAUGUGUGGAGUGAUCCAAGCUGAGUUAAUUGUUGGCUGGGACUGGUAUGACUUCAUUGUAGACAAGUGGCCAGACUUGACAUGUAUUGCUGCCACCCCACAGGAAUGGCUUGUUAAACAUAAAGCCAACAAUGGUGGUGAUGUAUGGAUGAACAUUUUCUCCUGCAGUUCUGAUGCAUCAACCGCAGCAUUCAUUGAACAAUGUGGGAUCAAAUUCAAAAAUGCUCUAUUCUUUUCAGCAAUACAAGAUAAUGUAUUGAGAUGUCUGAGGAAGAUGUCUUCAUCUCUGGGCAGCAUAAGAACAAGCCCAUGUCAUAUAUUUGGUAUAGAUGGCAGUGCCAAUAUGAUUAAAGAUGUCAAUUUUGAUGGCUUGAUGUUUGAUGAGCUACGACAGAGUGAUGUAGAUUAUGUCAAUAGCACAUGGACAUUUGGUGGAUCAAAACAAACCAAAGAGCUCAUCAGCAACUAUGUUGAAGUAUUCCCAUCAUCUUGUAUUAGAGACAAAGAGAACAAUUCAAUAUAUGCCCAUAUGAUGGUUACAAGAGAUCUGAGUAUGGGCAUGCUACAUGUGGCGGAGUCUAAACGUCGCUUGGGAUAUGGAUCAAUUGUCAUAAAUAAUUUGGCGGCAAAAGUAAAAGCGAUUGGAGGGAUGCCUUUUUGGUUUGUGGUAGAAGACAAUUUGGCAUCGUUAGCACUGUCUGAAAGGAACGGAAAGAAACUAUGCGACGAUAUAUUCUCCUGGGCAAGAUUUGAGCCCAAUAAAUAAAAGGAAAGUUUCACAUACAUUUGUAAAUAAAUGUUGUUACAAAGUAGAAAUAAGCAAUCUCCAUAAUCUUUAUGCAACUUUAUUAUACAAAUAUAAUACAUUUAAUUUAAAGAAAAGGCCAAUUUAACAUAAAUUCCUUGCAAUAUCUUGCUGUUUUUAGUGAAAAUAAUUCAGAAUUUGAGUAAGGAGAAUUUCAAUCCACACACCACACAUACAGAAUCCUAGGAGAAGUGUAUUAUGGUAUUUAUGGGACAAGGUUGCCAUUGAGACCUUUUGGUAGUUUGGAACUAGACAGAAAAACAAAUUGCUAUUGUAUUAGCCUGUAAUAAUCCAGAGGUCAACAGAUCUGGAGUUAUACCUUUUGCCUUGGUAGAUAUGUCAGAUAGAGAUCAGAUAGAUACACAAGAAAAGCAAAAUAUCUUCACCUUUGUCAAGUAAAAUGUAAUAAAUACUUGCCUCGUAA